Messenger RNA from Egretta garzetta (little egret), 2589 nucleotides. It is a transcript of the gene GRIA3, whose product is annotated as glutamate ionotropic receptor AMPA type subunit 3. The coding region runs from base 25 to 2589 and encodes 854 amino acids. The record is from RefSeq and is a predicted model, not a curated record. Gene Ontology annotation, biological process: modulation of chemical synaptic transmission; synaptic transmission, glutamatergic; monoatomic ion transport. Gene Ontology annotation, molecular function: AMPA glutamate receptor activity; transmitter-gated monoatomic ion channel activity involved in regulation of postsynaptic membrane potential. Lineage: Eukaryota; Metazoa; Chordata; Aves; Pelecaniformes; Ardeidae. The transcript is spliced from 14 exons. Gene Ontology annotation, cellular component: AMPA glutamate receptor complex; dendritic spine; plasma membrane.
UCUUCCAUCCUAGGUGGACUUUUCAUGAGGAAUACUGUUCAGGAGCACAGUGCAUUUCGAUUUGCUGUGCAGUUAUACAACACGAACCAAAAUACCACAGAAAAGCCCUUCCAUUUGAACUAUCAUGUAGAUCACUUGGACUCUUCCAACAGUUUUUCAGUGACAAAUGCUUUCUGUUCGCAGUUUUCCAGAGGAGUUUAUGCCAUCUUUGGAUUCUAUGACCAGAUGUCAAUGAACACACUGACGUCAUUUUGUGGAGCCCUUCACACAUCCUUCGUCACACCCAGCUUCCCAACAGAUGCAGAUGUGCAGUUUGUCAUCCAGAUGCGGCCAGCAUUAAAAGGAGCCAUCCUGAGUCUCUUGACUCAUUAUAAGUGGGAGAAGUUUGUGUACCUCUAUGACACAGAACGGGGAUUUUCCAUUCUUCAGGCGAUUAUGGAAGCAGCAGUACAGAACAACUGGCAAGUGACAGCCAGAUCUGUAGGAAGCAUAAAGGAUGUUCAAGAGUUCAGAAGAAUUAUAGAGGAGAUGGACAGGCGGCAAGAAAAAAGAUACUUAAUUGACUGUGAAGUAGACAGAAUCAACACCAUUUUGGAACAGGUUGUAAUCCUCGGCAAACAUUCUAGAGGCUAUCACUACAUGUUAGCUAACCUGGGUUUCACGGACAUUGUUCUGGAGAGGGUAAUGCAUGGAGGUGCCAACGUUACUGGAUUCCAGAUUGUUAAUAAUGAAAACCCAAUGGUUCAACAGUUUCUACAACGCUGGGUGAGGCUCGAUGAAAGAGAAUUCCCUGAAGCCAAAAACUCACCAUUAAAGUAUACGUCUGCACUGACCCAUGAUGCGGUCCUAGUCAUAGCAGAGGCUUUCCGUUACCUCCGAAGACAGCGUGUGGAUGUCUCCAGGAGAGGUAGUGCUGGAGACUGCCUGGCUAACCCUGCAGUACCAUGGAGCCAAGGAAUUGAUAUAGAAAGAGCGCUGAAAAUGGUGCAAGUUCAAGGAAUGACAGGGAACAUCCAAUUCGACACUUACGGGCGGAGAACAAAUUACACAAUUGAUGUGUAUGAAAUGAAAGCCGCUGGAUCACGGAAGGCUGGUUAUUGGAACGAAUAUGAAAGAUUUGUGCCAGCAUUAGAUCAGCUGCCCUCUAAUGACACUUCAUCUGUGGAGAACAGAACUAUAGUAGUCACUACCAUCUUGGAAUCACCAUAUGUAAUGUAUAAGAAAAACCAUGAACAACUAGAAGGGAAUGAGAGAUAUGAAGGAUAUUGUGUAGACUUAGCUUCUGAAAUAGCAAAACAUGUUGGAAUAAAAUACAAACUGUCAAUUGUUGGAGAUGGGAAAUAUGGAGCUAGGGACCCUGAGACUAAGAUAUGGAAUGGCAUGGUGGGUGAACUGGUCUAUGGGAGAGCAGAUAUAGCUGUUGCCCCCCUCACCAUAACAUUGGUGCGAGAAGAAGUCAUAGACUUUUCCAAACCCUUUAUGAGCCUGGGCAUCUCCAUCAUGAUCAAGAAGCCUCAGAAAUCUAAGCCGGGCGUAUUCUCUUUCCUGGAUCCUUUGGCUUACGAAAUUUGGAUGUGUAUAGUCUUUGCUUACAUUGGCGUCAGCGUAGUUCUUUUCCUAGUCAGCAGAUUCAGCCCUUACGAAUGGCAUUUGGAAGACAGCAGUGAAGAACCACGUGACCCUCAGAAUCCUCCUGACCCUCCAAAUGAGUUUGGAAUAUUUAACAGCCUUUGGUUUUCCCUGGGUGCCUUUAUGCAGCAAGGAUGCGAUAUUUCUCCAAGAUCUCUCUCAGGGCGAAUUGUUGGAGGAGUCUGGUGGUUCUUCACUCUCAUCAUUAUCUCUUCCUACACUGCUAAUCUUGCUGCCUUCCUUACGGUGGAAAGGAUGGUUUCUCCCAUAGAGAGUGCAGAGGACCUGGCUAAACAAACCGAAAUAGCCUAUGGCACUUUGGAUUCAGGCUCAACCAAAGAAUUCUUUAGAAGGUCAAAAAUAGCCGUCUACGAGAAAAUGUGGUCGUACAUGAAGUCGGCCGAGCCCUCGGUGUUCACCAAAACGACGGCGGACGGGGUGGCGCGGGUGCGGAAGUCGAAGGGGAAGUUUGCCUUCCUGCUGGAGUCGACGAUGAACGAGUACAUCGAGCAGCGCAAGCCCUGCGACACCAUGAAAGUUGGCGGCAACCUGGAUUCCAAGGGCUAUGGUGUAGCAACCCCCAAAGGCUCAGCAUUAAGAACUCCUGUAAACCUUGCAGUAUUGAAACUCAGUGAACAAGGCAUCUUAGACAAGCUGAAAAACAAAUGGUGGUACGAUAAGGGUGAAUGUGGAGCCAAGGACUCCGGAAGUAAGGACAAGACGAGCGCUCUGAGCCUGAGCAAUGUUGCCGGGGUUUUCUAUAUCCUUGUUGGAGGCCUCGGGCUGGCCAUGAUGGUGGCUCUGAUCGAGUUCUGCUACAAGUCUCGGGCCGAGUCCAAGCGAAUGAAACUCACCAAGAACACGCAGAACUUCAAACCUGCUCCUGCCACCAACACCCAGAAUUACGCUACCUACAGAGAAGGCUACAACGUGUAUGGCACAGAAAGUGUGAAAAUCUAG